Molecule: messenger RNA, 4639 nt
Organism: Physella acuta
Lineage: Eukaryota; Metazoa; Mollusca; Gastropoda; Physidae
Product: sodium/hydrogen exchanger 8
Biological process (GO): sodium ion transport; potassium ion transmembrane transport; regulation of intracellular pH
Cellular component (GO): membrane
Molecular function (GO): potassium:proton antiporter activity; sodium:proton antiporter activity
Source: RefSeq, a predicted model, not a curated record
ACGUGCAAUAUUAUUUUAGUAUUUUUAGGCUAAAUCAUAAUCAGGAUCAUUCAGCAUUCAUUAUUAAAUCAGUUGGAUGCACCACAAUACUCUACAGACAGUGCGUAGGCGAGAUCAAAUUAAUCGGGAGUAUUGGUACUGUUACUAAGUACUAGAUCUAGAUCUAGAUUCUAAGGAUGCAAAAUUAGAGAUUUCAACAUAGACAAGAGAAUAUAAUUUACAGUAAAAUUGAAUGUGUUUAAAAAAUAACACUUUAAUGGUUCAGUGGGACAAUGCAAAUUCUAUUUAUAAUAUUUGUCUCAAUUUAUUACAUACAACUUGUCGUGUCAUCUCAUCCGAGACAAGAUGGGUUAGAUGAUUAUAGUGUUUCUUAUUUAAGAAACCAGCCAUUUUAUGUGGAGAUACAUAAACAAAACACACAGAAACCCUAUAAAUCUCAUCUAAAAAACAAUCACAAUCUGCAAGUCUUUUCUUUUCAAAAUGGAUUAAAGCAAUUUAAAGAAAACAACUUGAAUGACUUUGGUGUUAAAGAGGAAAGGAAUUCAAUUGAACAUCUCAAGAAUUGGGUACAUGAAGGUGUGUUGACACAUCAUCAAGUCAAGAGGAGGUCUAAUGAGGAUUCAAAGGACAACAACAAUAAACCUGAGCAAGAGAAACCUGUUGAUCCUGUUGUGACAGCUGCUGUCAAUGAUACAAGCCACGCCAAUCAAACAACUGCCAAUGUUACAGAAACGGAAGUAGUUCUGCUGACGACACCCGCGCCCCAUGUUGAGAAACCGGAACUGCCCCCUAAAGGCGCAGCUGAGGAGGAGCACCAUAGUAGUUUGACAAUCUUUUUUAUAUUGCUUGUUGUGGCUAUAUCCAUUUUGGUGGUUCAUCUUUUAAUUCAGACCAAGUUUCAUUAUUUACCUGAUAGCAUAGCUAUUGUUCUAAUUGGUGCAUGUAUUGGUCUCCUCCUGAAGCUGUUUAAAUUUGGCAACUGGAAGAAUGAGGAGGCUUUCCCACCCACAGUGUUCUUCAUUGUCUUGCUGCCACCCAUUAUAUUUGAGGGAGGUUAUAACUUGCAUAAGGGAAAUUUUUUCCAUAACAUUGGUUCCAUUCUUGUGUUUGCUGUGUUUGGUACUGUCAUAUCUGCUGUGGUUGUGGGGGGAGGGGUCUAUCUUCUGGGUCAGGCUGAGGUAGCCUACAAGCUUGAUGUGGUUGAAAGUUUUGCUUUUGGGUCCCUGGUGUCUGCUGUGGACCCAGUUGCCACGUUGGCAAUCUUCCAGGCCCUGGAUGUUGAUCCAAUCUUGUACAUGUUGGUGUUUGGAGAGUCCAUGCUGAAUGAUGCUGUCUCCAUUGUACUCACCACGACACUCCUUGAGUUUGCCUCUCCAUCAACUGUGAUAACCAGUGGCACGGCUGCCUUCUUCCAAGCUGUUGGACGCUUCUGUCUCAUGUUCUUUGCCUCAGCUGCCAUUGGUGUAGCUUUUGGCCUUGUCAGUGCUAUGAUAACCAAGUUCCUGAACUUACACAAAACACCAUCUCUAGAGGUGGGAAUGGUGUUCUGUUUCUCAUACUUGCCAUAUGCUCUAGCUGAAGGGAUUCACUUAUCUGGUAUUAUGGCCAUCCUGUUCUGUGGGAUUGUGAUGUCACACUACACCCAUUUCAACCUGUCUCCUGUCUCUCAAAUAACAGUGCAGCAAACCUUCAGAUCUAUAGCCUUCAUAGCAGAAACAUGUGUUUUUGCUUAUCUUGGUUUGGCUAUUUUUAGCUUUAAAGUCAAUGUCAAACCAGCCUUUACUAUAUGGAGCAUAGUGCUCAUUUUAAUAGGUCGGGCUUUCAACAUUUUCCCUCUGUCUUUCUUAAUGAACUUCUUCAGAGAACACAAAAUCACAAAGAAGAAUCAGUUUAUCAUGUGGUUCAGUGGUCUGAGAGGUGCGGUAGCUUUUGCCCUAAGUCUUCACAUGGAGCUGGAAGAAGAGAAGCACUACGUACUGGUUACAACUACACUUAUUAUGGUGUUGUUUACUGUUGUCUUUCUAGGGGGAUCAACCAUGCCUUUGUUGAAGUUUCUGCAGAAAACGGACAAAAAAUUUAAAAAGAAGAAAAAGUUUGAGGGUGAAGUAUCAAUGAGCAAAACCAAAGAAAUGGGUGAUGCCAUUGAUUCUGAGCACUUAUCUGAGCUAACAGAGGAAGAUGAAACUCAUGUUGUGCGGCCACAUCUGAAAGGUUUUCUUAAGCUAGACGUUCGAUAUCUUAUUCCAUUCUUUACUAAAAGAUUUACCCAACAGGAAAUGAGAGAGGGGCGUAGCCAGGUGGAUGUGCUGACCAAUCAGUGGGAGAUGGAAGUGCGUGCUGCACCAUCAGAGUCAGAAGAUGAGGAGGAAACACACUUUGAUACUUCACUGGUGCCGUUAACUAGCAAUAAUGGAAGCAUUUUGAAGAAUGGAAACUCAAGCCCUAAAAACAGAGUUUAAUUCAUUGAAAAUAUUGUUUUAUAAUUCAUAACAUUUGUGCAUAAGUUAUUUAUGAAUAUAAACAGUAAACCAAAAGAAAACAUCUGAACAAGCUAGUUUUAAAUUUAGAUAAUUGAGGUUCUUUGACUGGUAUGACGCUCCUAGUGGUGAUGACAUUUUUUCCUUUACUAUGCAGAAUCCAAGCUUUUAAUCAUAUAUCUAGGUCAUUUUUUCAGGUGUGUUUAGUUCAGUUCUUCCUUGUAGUGGUUGAUUUUUAUUUUUUAUCAAUUAUUUUUGUAACAGCACUCACAAAAACAUUUUUAACACUGUGGAACCUCAUUCAGUGGCUGCCUCUAAACAGUUACGGUGAUGCAGAAAAAAAUUUAUCAAAAUUUGUAAUUCUAAUACUCUUCUUAUUCAUGAUUAAAUUUUUAAAAAUAAAUGCAUUUUAAUUUUUUAUGAUUAACAAACCUACAAAAAAUCUACAUUAAAUUGAUCAUUCUUUAAAAAAAUAAUAAUAGUGUAUAGAGUAACCCACAUACAUGGGUUUAAAUUAAUGAGGACAAAGAUUUUACUCUUUUUUUCCCGCUGAGUUACAACAAAAAUCUCUGGCAAAAUAAUUCUGUUUGAAUUUCAUUAAAAAAGGCAUGUUUUUAAAAUUUAUUUUAGCAAACAGGUUGUGUUCACCAGCUCACUUGUCAUAUUUAUGUAUCUGUUGCAGAAGCUUCAGGUUACUAAAAAUAGCUGUUAACAUUUUUUUUAGUAAAUGUAAUCUUUUAUAUAGGUAUUAUUAAUUCAGAAAGUGGAUACAAAAUUUUGUUGGUAUUGUGAGUAAUAACUUGAAUGUAUUAAGUAACACAUUUUUUUUUCUUUAAGAUGUGAAAAUGUUACUUGUAUUCUCUGAAAUAAAAAAAAACCUAAUAAAUCCAGGGUAGGCCUAAUGCAUUUUUCUUAAUGUGAACCCUAUUAAGGACUAAACGAGAAAUACUUCACAAAGAUAAUUGUGCUAUUUUAUUUCAUAAAAAGUGCCUCAGAUUUCUGCUGAUAUAUUUGCUAAUGUAGAGACUGUAUAAAGCCAAACUACGUGGUGUCCCAAACAUUAUGUUAAAAUAGAAGGGUUGGUACUUUGCUAUUUCAUUUUGUGACCAUAUCAAAUAACUGCUAGAAUAAUAGUAUUUUUCUGGAAAGUGUACAUUACUGUGUACAAGUUAUAUUGGUUGUUUUUAAAAUAUCUCUUUACAUUUUAUUAUUAUGUAGUGCGAUUCAUUUAGUUUUUGUAUAUUAUUAUUUUUAAAGAUGGGUUUUGUUUUAAAGGUUUAUUUUGUCCCUUAAUGGGCUUCAGAUAUGUUAUUUAAAAUAUCAGCAAAUUGAAUCAAUUCUAGUUUCAUUACAACUGUGUAGUCACUUAGCUUUAGAUAGUUAUGGACUGGGUUUUUCAGCUUAAUUGAGAAUUGACCUGUCAUGCAUUAGACAAGAAGUAAGAGGAUCUCUCAAAUAUUCAUGUUAAAGUAUGAGAAUUUUUAUUUCUGGCAUUCAGUGGAUGUGGCACUGUUGAAAUAUUUCAACCUAUCACAUCUCCAUUGUAAGUUUGUGAUGGGGACAUGUCACUGUAUAAAAUGCGUUCAACAGACAGAAAGACUAACCAGAACUUGAACAUUGUUGUAAUAAAUUGUGUUUUGUCCCAUGCUUCAGUGGAACAUUCCUCUAUUUCUUCUAUGAAGAAUAAGUAUUUAUAUUGCAUAUUUCUUUACAUUUUAUGUUCUCUGAAAAUAUUUUUAUUUAUCAAAUUAUUUAUUUUGAAAAAACUUGGAAGUUUAUUUUUGUGUUGAUAAAUUUAGGUUGUAGGAUGAACCAAUUUUGAUUUCUUCAUUGUUUAUGUUUUGUUGAUUAUUUCAGUGUGCUGUAGAUAGAAACAAGCAUAAUCAGCUAGAGUUAUCCUUAAACCACAAGUUGUCUAGAGUUAUCCCUAGACCACACAUGAACUAGAGUUAACCCUAGACCACACAUGGACUAGUGUUAUUUCCGGUGAUAAAGCAUGUGUUCAUAUUAUUUGAUAAACAAAUUUAUAUUCUGUUUCUUAUUAGGUAUAAAUUAAAUUUAACUUACAUUCGUAUUUUUUUUUUACCAAAUUGAAUUCCAAUAAUAUAUUUCUGCUCAACAUUUCAUAUACCCCCCUCUCUAUAUUAUAUAUAUAUAUAUAU